Molecule: messenger RNA, 723 nt
Organism: Clonostachys rhizophaga
Lineage: Eukaryota; Fungi; Ascomycota; Sordariomycetes; Hypocreales; Bionectriaceae
Source: the annotation of a GenBank genome assembly
AUGUCCACACAACCACUCCUAGGUCAGCAUACGGAGAACGGUACAGAACCAAGGCCCAAGCGAAGAAAGUUUCCUCGCCGGUUCCUCUCGUCGCUUUUGACAGCACAAGAUGGCAUUGAGAUCAUGCUGCAAUGCGAGGAUGGCGAGUUGCGAGACGAGCUAACAAAAAGAUGGCGCGACCACAAGUUGGAGGAGCUCAACUUUGUUGGCACCGUGGGAGCCCUGCUUGCUAGCUGCCUCAGCUCAACAAGCGCCUGGCCCAACGUUCUCAACAACGGUCGCGACAAGCCGUGGACCGUCCGAGCGCUAUGGUUCAGUGGGCUUGUCUUUGCCCUGUUCUCGGUUCUAGUCGCAGGUCUACAGAGCAUGCGCCUGCACCGGUUGUCGGCUCACCGAGACGGACUGCGCAAGAUUCGUGCCGGUCUCUGCGGUUCCAAGCCAGGGGGGGUCCGUAGACCGGGGCGAGCCCAAGUGUACUCAUGGGAGGCGAGCCCGAUCUUCCUGCUUUUGAGCGUCGCACUCAUGGUCAUUGGCAUCGCCGUCCUGGUGUGGGUGAGUGCGGCUUACGGACCGAACAAGCCUGAACACGGUAUCUGGUGGGAUGAAAACGCCAAGAUGGCCGUCACAUUUACUGUCGUGCUCUGUUUUGCUGUAUCCGUUUUGCUCGCCUCUCAGGCAGCCUUAUCGGAUUCGGAGUCGAAGGAUGCGGAGUUGGAUGAGUAA